AUGCUUAUACUUGAUGAGUGUUCCUCAUUUUUGAGACAAGCAUCGCAGAAUUUGCCGCGAACUGCAAUGCUAGCCCAAAUUUUGAGAAAAUCACCCAAUGCUAGCGUAAAACAGACAUUUUUGGUGAGCGUAAGGAAGUUCCACUUUACGUCGCACUUAUUUGACUACAAAAAAUGGGCCGAUCUGUCCACGAAGGACAAACAGACGUUUAUCAACGGGUAUGUCGACAUGUACAAGGAAAAGCAUCCAUGCAGCCAUAGCAACACCAUGCAUCGAAUGCUGGUUGGUGAGAUGGAGGAGUAUGGCGAUACACCUUACGUUUUUGGUAUUCUCUAUAACGAGAUCCGGUCGAUAUCGCAGAACGAGUCUGUCGAUAACGUUAGGGGAAAAGACGCACUUGGUGAUCCUGAUUUCGAGAAGCUGCUAAGUAAAUGA
Molecule: messenger RNA, 435 nt
Organism: Lachancea nothofagi CBS 11611
Lineage: Eukaryota; Fungi; Ascomycota; Saccharomycetes; Saccharomycetales; Saccharomycetaceae
Source: the annotation of a GenBank genome assembly